AUGGCAGUUUAUUGUAGUGGUGCUGAUAUUCUUGCUGGUGUUGAUGAUGCUAUAAAAGAUGGAGUUGACAUAAUAUCAGCAUCUAUUGGUGAUAUUUUUAUAAACAUUGCUGAAGUUAAUGAAGAAAGUGUUUUGGGGAUUGGAUCUUAUCAUGCAGUAUCUCAUGGCAUAUCUGUCAUUGCUGCUGGUGGAAAUAGUGGACCUGACUCUAACACAAUUAGUAAUACUGCUCCAUGGGUUAUAACUGUUGCUGCUAGCAAUUCCGAUAGACAAAUUGUCACUCCUUUAACACUUGGAAACAACAACACAAUACUAGGUGAUGGACUUUUUAGGGAGCAAAUCUUUGGUCCUUUGAUAACUUUUCAUAAUAUAACAAAGGGUGAACAAGUUAAAUUUAUUGCUAAUGAAGUGAAAGGAAAAGUUCUAUUGGUUUUCUUUCAACAAGCAGAUGAUAUACUUGCGUCUUUGAUAAAUCUAAAGACUAGUGGGGUUUUGGCUAUCAUUGUUUCUAUUCCCCCUUUUGAUGAAAUUACUGACUACAAUCAGCUUUUUGGUAUCCCUAUACCAAAUGUUUAUGUUGAUUUGGAGCAAGGAAAUCAAAUAUAUGACUAUUUUCAACGAUCUAAAUCAAAUAACCAGGAUCCUAUGAUUAAAUUGGGUCGAUCUGAAAUACUUGAGGGCCAAGAAGUAGUCCUAAAAGUGCCUAAGUUCUCAUCCAGAGGCCCAAAUGCCUUUGCCCCAGAAAUUUUGAAGCCCGAUAUUGCAGCUCCUGGUGUAAAUAUACUUGCCGCGGUUCGUCCUCAAAAAGGAGACCAUGGAUUCCAACUCAUGUCAGGAACAUCCAUGGCAGCUCCUCAUGUUUCAGGAAUUGUUGCACUCCUUAAAGUUGCACAUCCUGAUUGGUCUCCUGCUGCUAUCAAAUCCGCACUCGUAACUACAGCAUGGAAUGAGGACACAUAUAGAUCUGAAAUAUAUUCAGAAGGAGCAGGAGAUAAAAUUGCUGAUCCAUUUGAUUUUGGAGGUGGAAUUUGUAAUCCAAAUGGAGCAACAGAUCCUGGAUUAGUUUAUGAUAUGGAUAAAAAUGAUUAUUUGAAUUAUCUUUGUAGUUUAGGAUAUAGUAAUGAUAAGAUGCAAAAUGCAACUACACUUUUUUCCAAAACUAAAAAUUCAACUUCAUCAGGCAUUAUAUGUCCUAAUAAAGUACCAUCUAGGUUGGAUUUAAAUCUCCCUUCAAUAUCUAUUCCAAAUCUUAAAAAUUCAGUUACUAUCAAAAGAAUUGUUACGAAUGUUGGAAAUGUCAACGCGAUAUACAAAGUAGUGAUUAAACCUCCGAGAAAUACUGUAGUUAAAGUAAGUCCACAUAUUGUGAAGUUCAAUUCGAAAACAAAGAAAAUUUCAUUUGAGGUAAAAAUCACAUCUACUCAUCAAAGAAUGAGUAAAUUUACCUUUGGAAGUUUGGCAUGGAAUGAUGGAAAGCAUUUUGUUAGAAUUCCUAUUGCUGUGAGGAAACAAGUAGAUGUCUAA
Solanum stenotomum is the source of this 1524-nucleotide messenger RNA. Its product is annotated as subtilisin-like protease SBT3.8. Gene Ontology annotation, biological process: proteolysis. The transcript has 6 exons. NCBI's taxonomy places the organism in Eukaryota, Viridiplantae, Streptophyta, Magnoliopsida, Solanales, Solanaceae. The coding region runs from base 1 to 1524 and encodes 507 amino acids. The record is from RefSeq and is a predicted model, not a curated record. Gene Ontology annotation, molecular function: serine-type endopeptidase activity.